AUGGCCACCAACGACUUGAUUUGUAUAAUGUCUUUAGGCGAGAAGGCCAUAUUCUUGAAGCGAUGCUCGACAACGAGGUUUUAUGAACUGAAAUUUGAUGUGGCUGAAAGACCGAAUGUACCUGAAGAAGCUUUAUCCUUGAUAUAUAAAUCUGAGAGGCACCCCAACCUGAGUUUUUUAGUUGAUAAUGAAGAUGACUUGAAGUGCAUGUUGGAGUACAAUCAAAAUGUUCAACCUGAAAUCCACCCAAAAGAUGUGCAAAAGGACUUCCUCACUCGAUAUGGAUUGAGACUUGAAUAUAGUAAGAUAUGGUGGGGCAAAGAAAGAGCGCAAAAGGCUAUGUACGGUGAUAGUUAUGAGGCUUACGAUCAAUUAAGAUGGUAUGAGCAAAAGGUGAAGGAAACGAAUCCAGGAAGCUACAUUUGUAUUAACCAGAAUGAAGGAAAGUUCAGAAGACUGUACAAAGGUAUGCUCCUGAGCUCCAUAGAAUAUGAUAGAGACCAAGGGAUAUUUUCACUUGCAUAUUGCAUAUGUGACCAGGAGAAUGUUGAUAAUUGGAGAUGGUUCCUUCAAGGCCUGUGGUCCAUGCUAUCAAAGCUAAAGGCUUUGGGGAUGAAGGCAAAGGACACACAAGUUUUUGGGAAUUUGCUCCAAUCAGCUUGCUAUAGAUACAUUGUUGCGGAAUGGAAUGACUACAUGAAGGAUAUAUAUGAGAUGUCUCCAGCUACAUAUGAGAUUGCAAUUAACUACUCGCCAGAGCAUUGGGCAAAUGCAUUCUUUCCUGGCAUUAGAUACUGCACUCAAUCAUUCUGA
Asparagus officinalis (garden asparagus) is the source of this 813-nucleotide messenger RNA. RefSeq lists its product as uncharacterized. Bases 1 to 813 code for a protein of 270 amino acids. The transcript is spliced from 5 exons. NCBI's taxonomy places the organism in Eukaryota, Viridiplantae, Streptophyta, Magnoliopsida, Asparagales, Asparagaceae. The record is from RefSeq and is a predicted model, not a curated record.